This is a messenger RNA of Condylostylus longicornis, 2776 nucleotides long. RefSeq names its product polypeptide N-acetylgalactosaminyltransferase 1 (gene Pgant1). The record is from RefSeq and is a predicted model, not a curated record. Lineage: Eukaryota; Metazoa; Arthropoda; Insecta; Diptera; Dolichopodidae. The transcript has 5 exons. Bases 825 to 2663 code for a protein of 612 amino acids. Gene Ontology annotation, cellular component: Golgi apparatus.
CUUUUCAAUUUCUGAAUCAUUCAUUCUCUAAAUAAUCAUCUUCAUCAUUAAAAGGCCAAAAAAGAAAACAAAAAAUAUAAAUUUUAAUUUUUAUUUGUCGCGAUUUCAUAUUUUCGUUGGUGGAAUUUUUGAUAAAAAAAAAGGUGGAAAAGAUAAAAAAAAAACCUGACUUCGUGGACAAGCUUUUAACUUUUUUUUCUCUUCUCAAAAUAAUAUCACAAAUUAAAUUUUAUAUAUACAUACUUACCUACAUACAUAACUUUAGAUGUCUACAAACAAAAAAAAGUUUUCAAAAUUAAAAACUUUAACUUAUCAAGAAUAAUUCAACAAUUUUUUUUACCGAAAUGAAUUUUAGUAUCACCUGUGCCAUUAGCGAGUUUGUUAGUUUCCGCUGCUGUUUUACGCUAAAAAAGUUACAAUAUCAAGGAGAAAAUUGAAAUAAGAAGAAAAAAAACAAGAAAAGAAUUUGAUUUUUAAAUAAAUUUUAAAUAUGAAAAAAUUACUUACAAUAUCAGUGAAAAUGUUUUGUUAAUAUUAAAGAAAAUUAUUAAUUUUAUUUUAAUUUUUAUAUAUAUUUUUUUUUGUUUUGCAACACGAGUGUAUCUAUUCAAUUUUAAGUUGUGUUUUUGUUUUUAUACAUAAUUUUAAUCAUAAAUAUUCCAAAACAAGAAAAAAGAAACCUCGCCUAGUUUUCUUCAUACAUCACACGUCUUCUAAUAAAAAACAAGGAAAAAAAAAUUAUUUGCAAUACUUACACAAUAUUAUAAGUGCAUAAAUAAAUUUAAAGUAUCUACAUAAAUAGAUAGUUAAUAAAGUGGUUCAAUAUGUUACCAAGAUUUCGACACAGUAAAUUUAUAAUAUUUGGAACAGUUAUAAUGUUCUUUGUAAUUUACUUUAGAAUAACGAAUUUAACUGAGAAUGAUACCAAUUCAAUUGACUUUGAUAAUAGUAUAAAUAAUAAUAUUGAAAGUGCCAAAUUAGUAAAUAAUCGUAAUAAAUUAAAUAUAUUUGAUAAAAAUAAUUUACCAGAGGAUAUUAAUAAUAUUGAAAAUAAUGAAAUAGAAUAUCCCACUGAUAAAUCAUUUAAGAAUCCUUUGGAAUUAGCUGUUUUUGCUGAUUUGGCAAAACAAGUACCAGGUUUAGGUGAUAAUGGAGCAGCUGUACAUUUAACUGGUGAAGCAAAACGUAUCGGUGAUGAAUCAUAUAAAAAAAUUUCAUUAAAUGAAGAAUUAAGUGAACAAUUAAGUUAUAAUAGAACAUUAUCAGAUGCAAGACAUCCAUUAUGUGCUAAAAAAAUUUAUAAUCAAGCUGAAUUACCAACAGCUAGUAUUGUUAUUAUAUUUUAUAAUGAACCAUAUUCAGUUUUAGUUAGAACUGUACAUAGUGUUAUAAAUACAUCAGAUCGUAGAAAUUUAAAAGAAAUUAUACUAGUCGAUGAUAGUAGCACCAAUGAGGAAUUAAAAGAAAAAUUAGAUUAUUAUAUAAAUACAAGAUUUCCUAAAGAUCUUGUUAAAAUUUUAAGACUGAAAAACAGACUUGGUUUAAUUCGUGCUCGUUUAGCUGGUGCACGUUUAGCACGUGGAGAUGUCUUAAUAUUUUUAGAUGCUCACUGUGAAUGUAUGAUUAAUUGGCUGGAACCAUUAUUAGAACGAAUUAAAGAAUCUAGAACAAGUGUUUUAGUUCCAAUUAUUGAUGUUAUUGAUGCAAAAGAUUUUCAAUAUAGUACGAACGGUUAUAAAAAUUUUCAAGUUGGCGGCUUCCAAUGGAACGGUCACUUUGAUUGGGUUGAUGUAUCAAAACGUGAACAUGAAAGAUUAAAACGUGAAUGUCCAACAGUACCUGCAAUUUGUCCAACAUAUAGUCCAACUAUGGCUGGUGGUUUAUUUGCAAUAUCAAGAGAAUAUUUUUGGGAAGUUGGAAGCUAUGAUGAGCAAAUGGAUGGCUGGGGUGGUGAAAAUUUAGAAAUGUCAUUCAGAAUAUGGCAAUGUGGUGGUACUAUUGAAACAAUUCCAUGCUCAAGAGUUGGUCAUGUCUUUAGAGAUUUUCAUCCUUAUGCUUUUCCGGGAGAUCGUGAUACCCAUGGUAUAAAUACUGUUCGUAUGGCUGAAGUAUGGAUGGAUGAAUUCAUUGAAUUAUUUUAUAUGAAUCGUCCUGAUUUACGUGAUCAUCCAGAUGUUGGUGAUGUUACACAUCGUUUAAUGUUACGUAAAAAAUUAAAAUGUAAAAAUUUUGAUUGGUAUUUACGUAAUGUUUAUCCAGAAAAAUUCAUACCAACAAAAAAUGUUAAAGAUUAUGGACGAAUUUAUGUACCACAUCAAGGAUUAUGUUUAGAUGAUUUACAAGCAAAUAAUGAAGAACCAUAUAAUUUAGGUGUAUAUGUAUGCCAUAAGGAUGAUAUAACAAAAUCACAAUUUUUCUCAUUUACAUUAAAUGGUGUACUACGUAAUGAAUUAAGUUGUGCAACAGUACAAAGAAAUUUAGUUGUUAUGACUUCAUGUGAUCCACGUUAUAAUGAAAAAUGGUCAUAUACACCAACUGGUCAUUUUAUACAUCUUAAUACAGGAUUAUGUUUAGAUAGUCGUGGUUUACAAAAUAAAGAUUUUGUACAAGUUGAAAUAUGUGAUAAUAGAAGUAUGACACAAAAAUGGAAAAUUGAACAUUGACAUGAUUUUUAAUUUAGAAUUUUAGUAAAAACAAAAAAUUAUACUAAUGAAAAAUUUUAAUUUAAAAAUUAAAUUAUUUUUAAUAAAUUGGAAGAAAAGAAAAAGAUCAUCAU